UAUAUAUAUAUUAUUGUAAGUUAGUUUGAUACAAUGAUACAUUCUCAAACUAAGGAAAUUAAAAUGUAGCAGCCUUCCCCAAUCUCGUCUUCCCCUCCUGUAUCUAGAUGCACUUGCCAUCUCCCCAUCUCAACCUGAUGAAGCAUGAUAGAAACUUUUCCUAAUAAUAAGUAGGGGAAAUUGCACUGUAGAUUUAUCAUGUGAACCAUUUUCCAAUAUAUAUUCUUAUAGGUAUCAAAGAACAGAAGGAACACAAACAUGGAGGAAGAUGAUUACUAUGCAUUUCUAAGCAAUAACACUUCUGAUGAAAGCUACUCAUAUAAAGAAACCUUUUUGGGAUUCAAGCGAGUUUUCCUUGUCUGCAUGUAUUUAUUUGCCUGCAUCUUUGGAGUGACAGGAAACUCUUUGGUUAUCAUAAUCUUGUUUUUUUUUUACAAAAAAGUGAAAAUGCUUACAGACAUAUUUUUAAUGAGCCUGGCUAUUGCUGACUUCAGCUUCCUUUCCUUCUGGGCUUAUUCUGCUGCAGAAGAGUGGAUCUUUUACACUCUACCAUGUCAAAUCAUCCUUGGUUUUUAUACCUUGAAUAUGUAUGGUUCCAUGUUAAUGCUCACUUCUAUAACUAUUGACAGAUAUUUUGUAAUUGUGCAAGUGACCAAAAAUCAUAUCUAUCAACACGAAAGAAAAUUCUGGGGUACUGUGGUCUGCAUUUCAAUUUGGAUAAUCUCUCUGCUGCUUGCGUUCAUCUUCAGUACAGAAGAAAAAUUAGACAAAAAGAUAUGUUUUGCAAAUUAUUCUUCGUUAAUGGAGUUGUUCACAGAAACAAUUCAGAUGACACAUGGAUUCUUCUGUCCUAUGCUCAUCAUGAUUAUAUUCUAUUCAAUCAUUGUAAAAACUUUACUUAGUGCUAAGGGCUUCCAUAAGCACAAAUCUUUACAAAUAACAUUUGCUAUUGUUGUAACUUUCAUUUUGACACAAAUGCCCCAUAACCUUUUGAAACUCAUGCAGGCCUCAGCAUAUGCUUUGAUCAUCAUAAAAGCAAUUGCUUAUUUCCAUGGUCGCCUCAACCCAGUUCUCUAUGUCUUUAUUGGUGUGAAGUUUAGAAAGAACUUAGGAACAGUUCUAAAAAAUAAUUUUUGUGUUAAUCAAAUUACAAGACAGUGGCAUACAACUGAUGAAAAUGUCUCCAAAAGUGGUACUGCCACAAGUAAUGCAGAAGAAACCAGCAUGUUUCCUUUAUAAG
Messenger RNA from Pseudonaja textilis, 1240 nucleotides. RefSeq names its product C-X-C motif chemokine receptor 6 (gene CXCR6). Gene Ontology annotation, molecular function: C-C chemokine receptor activity; C-C chemokine binding. Gene Ontology annotation, cellular component: external side of plasma membrane; membrane. Gene Ontology annotation, biological process: immune response; calcium-mediated signaling; cell chemotaxis. Lineage: Eukaryota; Metazoa; Chordata; Lepidosauria; Squamata; Elapidae. The record is from RefSeq and is a predicted model, not a curated record.